AUGCCCACACCCGGACUCGCCUACGCCGUACGGACGGCCUACGCCGACGCCUUCAGACUCGCCGUCGCCGACGGCCGCGCAAAGCCUCUGCUGAUACCCUUCUGCUUGCUGGCCCCGUUUGUCGUGCCCGCGCUGUGGCUGGCCGUCCCGCAUAAGCGUCGGACCUGGUUCUACCACACGAGGUGGCCGGCCAUGGCCGUGAUUAUCUGGUCCAACGUCUAUCACUUGGCAUACACGUCGAGCGCCAAUACGGCGUGUGCGUAUGCAGCUGGCCUGGCGUCGACGUGGGGCACCAUGCUGAGCAUGAACCUGCUCAUCUGGACGAGGCCGCAAUUUGACGCUGCCAGGGUGGUGCGGAGGGUCAAGAAGAAUGAGGCUGAUGACGGCCGGAUGAAAGUGGCCGGUGGUGGUGAGAUGCACACCGAAACGAGGUCAACUGGCCAUGGUGGAGGGCCUGAGACUGUGAAUGGAAGCGGAAAUGAGCUUCGAGCCCGGAAAAGGAUAUCAACCAACGGGGCUGGAAAAGACGAAACGCGGCAGGAUGAGUUUGAGUAUGUCUGGGAACCUUACCCUUCGGAUGGAGACUUCUUGGAGCGGCUGGCAUGGGCGACGGAUUUGAUACUUUGCUUCCGAUUUUCUGGUUGGAACUGGUCUGUCCCAACCAUUCCCCGGCCUCAAAUUCCUCUCCAAAUCUCCCACGGAGACCAAGUGGAUGUAGAUGCCAUCCCCAAAGUCAGCAGAAGCGGGUAUAAGCGCCCCUCAACCACCGGCGAAUUUGUCCGCGGACGCCUCGCCAAGAUCGUCUGCUUCUACUUCGUCCUGGACUUUUUAUCCGUGUACAUGAAGAAGGACCCUUACUUCAUUCUCGGACCCGAUCACUCAGGCCAUGUCGCCCUCCCACCGCAUCUACGUAACGUUCCCUCAUGGCUCCUCCUCGCGUACAGAGAAGCGUUUUCCCUCCUCGGGGUAUACGCCGCCAUCGAGGCUGUCUUCGGCCUGUCCGACCUAGUCCAGUACUGGCUCGCCAGCCGCUUCUACCCUUCCCGCGGCGCGCUGUGGCAGUUUGCCUCGACUUUUGGCUCCUUUGAGCAGGUCCUCGCGCGUGGCCUCGCCGGCUGGUGGGGAGGGUGGUGGCACCAGACUUUUCGAAUGCAGUUUGCCGCGCCGGCGACGUACCUCGUUCGAGAGGGCCACUUGAAAAGGGGCACGCAGCUGGCCGCCGUCGCAACCAUGCUUGCUUCGUUCCUGCAAUCGGGCUUGUUGCAUGCUUCGGGGAGCUUCACCUCUACGCCUAGGACGAAGCCCUGGAGGGCGCCGGCCUUCUUUUUCCUGCAGAUGGUGGGUAUUCUGCUGCAGCAGUGGACAGCGCGGCUUGUCAUGUUAUACAUGCCGCUGCGGCUGCCGCAGUUCGUGUCUCGGACAGUCAAUCUUUUCUUUACUUUGACGUGGUUGUUUUAUACGGCGCCGCUAUUCAUGGAUGACUGUUCGUCGACGGGGCUCUGGCUUGUUGAGCCGGUUCCAGCAUCUCCGCUUCUAUUUUUAGGAUUUGGUAACGAAGGGGAUCAUUGGUGGCGUUGGGAUCGGGAUCAUUUGCCCAGGCUGUAUCUUGGAGAAACGUGGUGGCAAAGCGGAAUAGCAUUAUAA
Trichoderma asperellum CBS 433.97 is the source of this 1644-nucleotide messenger RNA. RefSeq lists its product as uncharacterized. Gene Ontology annotation, biological process: lipid metabolic process. The record is from RefSeq and is a predicted model, not a curated record. NCBI's taxonomy places the organism in Eukaryota, Fungi, Ascomycota, Sordariomycetes, Hypocreales, Hypocreaceae.